AUGGAGGUCGUUUCGCAAGCACCCAUUCGUGCUCAGAAUAAACAGGUCAAUGUACUGUCGAAUAAAGGGUUGACUAGAAAGAGAUCGACUCCCUACAAACAUUGUAAUCCGCUACCCCUUCGGGCGAAGACUAAAGCACCGGAUAGUAAGGAGGAUGAUGAAGUGAGAGUAAUCGGUGAAGUGUGCUCACCUUCGGAGCAGGUUCGUUCAUUUCCGUUGUUGAAUUACUACCCUAAACUUGACAUUCUCUGA
Haemonchus placei is the source of this 252-nucleotide messenger RNA. Lineage: Eukaryota; Metazoa; Nematoda; Chromadorea; Rhabditida; Trichostrongylidae. The record is from the annotation of a GenBank genome assembly.